Molecule: messenger RNA, 2180 nt
Organism: Cryptomeria japonica (Japanese cedar)
Lineage: Eukaryota; Viridiplantae; Streptophyta; Pinopsida; Cupressales; Cupressaceae
Product: lipase-like PAD4
Exons: 4
Coding region: 84-2048 (654 amino acids)
Biological process (GO): lipid metabolic process; defense response
Source: RefSeq, a predicted model, not a curated record
UAAAAUCAUACAACCAACACAUCAAUCAAACAACAAUACCGUUGCUUUCAGCUAAGAAGCCCAAGCGACUCAAUCUAAUCACCAUGGAAGCCUGCACUUCAAAUCCCAAGCCUGGUGAGACAUUGGACUAUGUUGUGGGCAGUGAGCUCAUUGCAGAUGUUUGGGAUGCUUGCUGCAAAGCUUAUAAGUGCAGAGAUUUUCAUGAGACCGAAAUUAAAAAGAAUGUUAUUAUUAUUGCGUUCUGUGGUUCUCAAAAGGUAACAGAUUUUAUCACAGAAAAUGACUUCGAUGAAUGCAAAAUAAAUAGUUACAACCAACAUUUUGAGAGCAUGCAUGAUGGUGAUGUUGAAAAUUCAAAGCCAGCCCUGGUGCGCAAAUUGUUUCUGGACAGAUUUCUGUGCAUGAUGCAAAGCUCUAAACUUGGAGAUAAGAUUCAACAAUAUCAGACUGGGAAGAAAACUGAGAAGGUAACUGAGAAGAAAACUGUGAUCUUAGCUGGCCAUUCCUUUGGCGGAGCAAUAGCAUCCCUAUGGACGCUUUGGGCACUAGAGCAACGCUGGGAAAAUUCUCCUCUGUGCAUUACUUUUGGAUGCCCAUUGCUGGGAGACAAAAUAUUUUCCAGAGCAAUUGAACGAGAAAAAUGGUCUCCCUAUUUCUGCCACAUAGUUUCAAGGCAUGACAUUGUCCCCAGACUUUGCUUCUCAUCUUUAAAAUCACUACCCAUCUCCAAAGCCCUGGAUCGCCUAUUGCCCUACUGGAACGAUUCCAUGCAGAAGGGAGAUAACCAGCAGAAAGUCCAAGAUGGAAGCCACGCACUGCCACAAGAGGAUUCUUUGAGUUUUAUAAAACAAGUUAUUGCUGAUACUUCACAAUUAGUGACACAUGAGACCAGAGCGCUCGUUGUGGGAUCUGCUAAUUUAGUUGGAGGUGCUGUGAAAUGCCUAAUCAAAAGGAGUCCUUAUAGGCCAUUUGGUUAUUAUGUCUUCUGUUCUAGCAGUGGCACUGCAUGCUGCAUAGAAAAUACAGAAGCUAUCCUACAGAUGCUAUAUUUUGCUCUGGGGAACAGCAGGCAAUCUGGAGCUUGUAUUAUGGAGCACAUAGAGUAUGGGAAAACAAUUGCACAGAUAUCUAAAAGCUCAAGUCUGAUACCACCAUGUUGGAAGACAGUGAACAAUGAAAUUCCACCAUAUUGGAAGAAAAAUGAAAAUUUCUCAACAGACGAGGUUGCAUUAGCUUUGCAGUUGGAAGCAAUGGGAAUUGGUGUUCAGAAUGUUCAAGCCUGGCUUGGGUUAAAAAUUGUUGAAGAGAAUAAGAAUAAAUUGACUAAAAACAUGGACCAACAAAUUAUAAAAUUGGACGAGAUGCAGAACUACAUGGCUGAGCUGGAAUUGUAUAAAAUAUCAUGUGAAAAGGACGGAUCCCUUGGCUACUAUGAUUUCUUCAAGAUGAAUUGGACUAAAGAAUUGCCAAAUGAUCUCCCCAAUGACGUCAAGUGGAUCAAUGCAAAUAAAAACAGGUUCAAACUUGCUGCAUUCUGGGAUGGUAUAUGUGAAUUAAUGGAGAAAGAAGAAUUGCCAAAUGAUCUCCCCAAUCGAGUGAAGUGGAUCAAUGCAGGGACUGAAUACAGAUUGCUUGUAGAGCCUCUUGAUAUUGCACAUUAUUAUCGCCUUGGUAAGCAUGAAGAUUCUGGGCAUUAUAUUGCUCAUGGCAGACCUAGACGCUAUAAGCUUCUUCAGAAAUGGUUGGAGGACAAGGAGAAAAAAGGGGAAAUGCAAUCAAAGAAACGAAUCCAACCAGCUAUAUUUACACAGGAUUCAUGCUUUUGGGCUCGUGUUGAAGAAGUUCAUUCUAAAACUGAUGAAGAAAAAACAUGCUUCACCGAACAACUGAAGCAAAAGAUGGCUGAUUGUGAGCUUUCCAAAGAUGUUUUCCUUGAUGAUAACACCUUCAUGAGAUGGUGGAAGAGCUAUCCGAAUCUAUCAGCCCAAGAGAAGCAAAGCUUUUCUUAUAAGUAUCCUGUUAUGCUUCUACCAUCAGCUGAGGGUUAGUGAAAAAAGGAUAUCUUCUGUUCCUAUGAAUAAUUUAUUCUCUCGCAGUAACAUAGGAAUUGAUUCAUAUGUUUUAUAUUAAAUAUAGAUUGCAAGCUGCAGUCUCAUGGACUCAUUGCAGAGAUUUCUCUA